Messenger RNA from Pocillopora verrucosa, 2064 nucleotides. RefSeq names its product neuropeptide Y receptor type 2-like. Gene Ontology annotation, molecular function: G protein-coupled receptor activity. Lineage: Eukaryota; Metazoa; Cnidaria; Anthozoa; Scleractinia; Pocilloporidae. Gene Ontology annotation, biological process: G protein-coupled receptor signaling pathway. Gene Ontology annotation, cellular component: plasma membrane. The record is from RefSeq and is a predicted model, not a curated record.
AUGGAUGAAAGUUAUUCAAAUAGAUCCCAUGGACCUUCAAAAACAACUUCACAAGACAUCGUUUUUGCCACGUUAUACUCGUUCAUGGUGUUUUUCGGCGUGGUAGGAAAUGGCGUGGUGAUAGCUAUCGUUCGCAAAACGCCUUCGAUGCGCACGACAACAAAUUAUCUUCUGCUAAAUUUAGCUGUGGCCGAUCUAUUAACAUUACUUCUUUGUCCUGGUAUCUAUGACUUUGCUUUAAACUCUUUGAGGAUAAACCCCACACUGGGUGACAUCGUCUGCAAACUUUUUACUGGAAAUGCCGUCGUUUGCAUCACAUUCGACGCGUCCGUGUUGACUCUAUGCGUUAUUGCCGUGGAGCGAUAUGUAGCAAUUGUCAAACCUUUUAAAAGUAGCAGUUGGAACAUUUCGUCUAAGAACACGAAGUUGGUCAUAGUCGUGAUUUGGAUACUGUCAUUCAUCUUGAGUUUCCCCGACAGUUUGUGGACAAUGUACAAGAAGGAUCCCAACUCGAGGUAUCCAUGCACUCGUCCAUGGACACUGGAACACGAGUCGACUGUUAAGGCCUACAUUAUUGCUCACUGUCUCGUCAUGAUCGUAUUUCCCUCCAUUUUGAUUUCAUUUUGUUAUCUCUCGAUUCUUAAAGUGCUCAAGUGGGAUUUGUCAGACCCAGCGGUAGACGAAGCUGAAAAGAACAGUAUGAAAAGACUUUUAAAGCUUCUUGUCUCUUUAGCAGCGGCUUUUUGCGCGCUCUGUUUGCCGUUUGCGUGCUUCUUUAUGUAUGUUACUGCGAUCACAGACGUUCAAAUUAAGCAAGAUUUCGUACAAUUGUUUCUCGCUCACAGAAUUGUCCGGUUAUUAAUAUUUUUUAAUUCUUUCAUAAAUCCGCUGUUGUACGCUGCACAGAGCGCAAACUACAGAAAGGCAAUGGAUGGAAUUUGCUGCUGCACUGGAGACGUUGACUCUGGGCGCCAAGCCAUGAAACUGAUAAACAUAACUUCACCUGCUGGAGUUGGUGAGAAAGUCUCAGUGAUGAACGGAAGCAACAUUACCGCUUCUCCACUUAUCACCACUUACGAUGUCGUUUUUGCCACGUUGUACUCUUCCAUUGUGUUCUUCGGCGUCACGGCAAAUGGCAUAAUCAUCACCAUUGUAAGGAAAACACGAACCAUGCACGCAACAACAAACUAUCUGUUGAUGAACUUGGCUAUAGCCGAUUUUCUAUCGUUGUUAUUUUGUCCGGGUUUCUACGACUUUGCACUACACAAGUUUCAUUUGGGCUCCGGGACACUGGGUGACAUCUUUUGCAAGUUUAUUGCAGGAAAUGCAAUCGUUUGUGUCUCUUUCGAUGCCUCUGUGUUAACUCUGUGUGCCAUUGCAAUGGAGCGCUACCUUGGUAUUGUCAAACCUUUCAACAAACGUUGGGUUCUGACGAAAAAGAAUGUAAAGUUUAUUAUUCUUGUUAUUUGGGUCACAGCUUUUUUUUCAAGCUUUCCAGAUACGCUAUGGACGAAGCCCAAUAACGAAGACACGCCGUGGCGGUAUCCCUGCACGCGUCCAUGGACAGUUAAGAACCAGACUUGGAACGUCAAAGCUUACAUCCUUGGCCAUUCUGUCGCUCUAAUUGUGCUCCCUUCAAUUUUUCUUUGCUUUUGCUAUAUUUCAAGUUCCGCAGCACUUAAGUCAAGCGCAGGUGAACCGGAUGAAGAUCCCGCUAGCAAACGGAACAUGAAAAGGCUAUUAAAGCUUCUCAUCUCGUUAGCUUUGGCAUUUUGCUUACUCUGCCUUCCAUUUGCUGUCUUCUUUUUAUAUGUCACCGCGCUCGCCCCUAGUCAUUUAGAGCAAAGUUUUAAACCGUUGUUUCUGGCACAUAGAAUCGUUCGUUUUUUGUUAUUUUCUAACUCAUUCGUAAACCCUCUUCUUUACGCUGCUCAAAGCAAAAACUACAGAAAAGUUUUAUUUCAGAAACUUCGCCUUAAAAACAACACACGUAACACAGAAAUCGAAGCCGCAGUCAGAGCCAGAGCGGAGAAACAUAGAAUAUAUUAUGAAACAGCCGUCUAA